Molecule: messenger RNA, 1581 nt
Organism: Pseudo-nitzschia multistriata
Lineage: Eukaryota; Bacillariophyta; Bacillariophyceae; Bacillariales; Bacillariaceae
Source: the annotation of a GenBank genome assembly
CGCAGACAAGCCGCACUUGGAGGUAGGUCGGGUUGGCUGGUUUCCAGUAUCAGCGUUGGUGAUCCUACUUAGGUCAGAUAUAAGUACAUUGCAUCGCGCUUCUCUGCUGUGUUAUGACGCAGUGCAGCAGCGACGAAUCCGGCGAUUUUCAAUCAGGAAAAUGGUGCAAUAUCUUACCGCGAAUAUGGAAACGACGAAGCAUCUCCACCAAUCGAGCCGUACUAACAAAGUUUUGUAACUGCCCUGAUAUCUGCUUUGGUUUUCCAACUUGGCUGUUCUACAUCAUGCAUAUGUUAGAAAGGAGACAAAAUAUUAUUGCCGCCAUCGGCGUUUGACACUUUGGCGCGAUUGCAAGUCGAUUAUCCCAUGCUUUUCAAGUUGUCAUCCAGUGUCGAUGACAAAAUCACUCAUAGUGGUGUGCUAGAAUUUACUGCCGAAGAAGGAACCUGUUACAUUCCGUUUUGGAUGAUGCAGAAUUUGCUGAUCGAAGAGGGUUCGGUCAUUACAGUUACCAACGUUAGUUUGCCGAAGGCGACGUUUGUCAAGUUGCAGCCACAAUCGGUCGACUUUUUGGAGAUUUCGAAUCCUCGUGCCGUUCUCGAGCACGCACUGAGGAAUUUCAGUUGCGUCACAAAGGGCGAUAUCAUUCAGCUUCCAUACAACAAUAAAAAUUAUCAUUUCGAAUUGAAGGAAGUAGAACCGCAGGAUGCUGCUUGUAUCAUCGAAACUGAUUGCAAUGUAGACUUCGACGCACCCGUUGGGUAUAAGGAACCAGAUUACAGUGGAGCCGCCGCUGCUUCGACUAACGUUCCCUCGUCAGAUCCCACAACAAUGUCGACAACUUCUUCCGCAACCAAUGCCGAUUCAGCAGAGACCGCCGCAGAUGCCGAGGAUACGGAACCAAAGGGAACGCGCAUCGUCAAUGGGGAGAUCGUUCGACCGGAAGACGACGGACAACCAGAAGGUCCAUCCACGGCCAUGCUGGCGGAGCGCACUGGACGUACGGGGGUUCAGAAAAAUUCGGCUAUCCCGCAGGUUGCACCGAAGGUUGAUUACUGGGCCGUCAAUGCCGGAGACGGAGCCCGGUUAGACGGAAAGUCGCCGUCCAGUCUGAAAGACAAAGACGGCAACGAAAUGGACAUUCGCAAGCUGCGGGCUGAGGCAGCCGCAAGACGUGCCGAGGCAUUGGCGGCGUCUACCUCGGCAGGAGCUAAAAAGAUGAUGGCAUCCAGUGGAAAGAAUCUUCUGGGAGAAGAAAUAGCCCCCGAUGCCGGAGCCGUUCAAAGUGCUCUGGCGACGGCCGCCCCCGCAUCGAAACGCAAAACAAAGGUUGGAUCGAAAUAUUCUCGUUUAAAGAAAAACACUGCGUUCAAGGGCUCGGCGAAUACGUUCUAAUCGUUCUAGUUGCUCUAAUUGAAACAAAACUACUAGAAACACUCAACUGGAGCCAACACGCAUCAAAUAUCGAAUGGUGUGAGAGAAAAAUGGAAAGAGCUUCAAUCAUGAAAUCAUGAAAAUGAACAAUGACGAUAGAGUGCCAAAGUAUUUGCCUUUGGUUCGAAAUAAGCGAUUAUCUGUAGC